UUUCCAUCCGGUAGUAUUUUGAAGGCGCACACACUACAAUGGCAACAUGUUCGAUACGGAGCGAUUCUGUUGAUGAAAUAAAUGAUCCAGGAGCCGCUCCUUAUGGCAACUUUAUAAACUAUUACACCUUCAAUCCACCGGAGAACCGCUUGAGUCUGGUUCCAGCCACACUGCUACAGGAUUUAGGUUACAGCGACGACCAUCAGACCACACUGAUCCUGGACGUGGGAUGUAAUUCGGGGGAACUGAGUGUAGCCUUUUACAAGCAUCUGGUGCAGGAGGGUGUGUGCAAUGAAGGUUCAGACAGGAGGAAAGUUAGGCUCCUGGGCUUUGACUUGGAUGAGAUCCUCAUUCAGCAGGCUCAGCAGACCAACCCUUUGCCCGCCAGCAUCUCCUUCAUCCCUCUGGACAUCACUAAAGACACAGACCAGCUGCAGGACUACCUAAUGCACCAUGGCUGCUCUCACUUCCACCUGUGUCUGUGCCUGGCUGUCACCAUGUGGGUCCACCUUAACCACGGAGACUCCGGGCUGCUGCAGCUGCUCUCUCGCCUGGCCUCCAUCAGCCGGCACCUCCUGCUGGAGGCACAGCCCUGGAAGUGCUACCGCUCUGCGGCCCGGCGGCUGAGAAAGCUGGGACGCACAGACUUUGACCACUUCAAGACCCUGAAGAUCCGUGGGGAUGUGGCAGAACAUGCUAGGAAGCACCUGGAGAGACACUGCGACAUGGAGCUCAUCCAGAGCUUCGGCAGCACUGCAUGGGACCGGAAGUUGCUACUCUUCAAAAGGAGAUGAGGCCGAGGGUCCACGAGUUUCCAUCUGCUGCACACGAGCUGCAGGGACAUGAUCAGGAAGAUAACACCAGAGAAAGCAAUGUGGGGAAUGGGAGAAAAGUAACAUUGAACUGAUCAAUAUUAAUCAGCAACGAUGAUUGACAGCAUGCUAUCAUUAACAGUUCAUCACCUUUCAAGAAAAAAAUGCCCUAAAUUAGCUGGUUCUAGCUUUUCAAAUUGUGAAGAUUAUUAUUCUAUUAUACUGUAUAGACUAUUGAUCAAUGAAUUGAAAAAAAAAAAUGGCACUGACGAAUCUAUUAUGGCUCUCAGGGCUGCAACUUACAAUUUUCAUUAAUCUGACGAAUCCUUUCUCAAGUACUUGUAUAAUGUAAAACAUCUGAAAAUAGUGAACAAGUCUGAGGUGUCGUUUUCAAAAAAAUAAACUGAACAUUUAAUAGGUUAUCAAAGUGAUUGCCAAUUUGACUAAUUGUUGCAGCUCUAGAAAGGAAAACUGGGGGCUGUAGCACAUUUAAAUGGAUAUUUUGUGGCAAAAACAAAAUCAUCUUGAUAAGUUUGUAAUAUCUGCCUUUUUAUUGAGAUGUUUGCCAGCACCAAAACUAUUUGGUUUUUUUUAUUUUUAUUAUUUUUUUUUUUAUGUAUGAGAUCAUUACCAUGGUGAUUAAAUGAUAAAACACAA
This is a messenger RNA of Micropterus dolomieu (smallmouth bass), 1469 nucleotides long. Its product is annotated as pre-miRNA 5'-monophosphate methyltransferase. NCBI's taxonomy places the organism in Eukaryota, Metazoa, Chordata, Actinopteri, Centrarchiformes, Centrarchidae. Gene Ontology annotation, cellular component: cytoplasm. Gene Ontology annotation, molecular function: O-methyltransferase activity; RNA methyltransferase activity. The transcript has 2 exons. The record is from RefSeq and is a predicted model, not a curated record. Gene Ontology annotation, biological process: negative regulation of pre-miRNA processing; miRNA metabolic process. The coding region runs from base 39 to 794 and encodes 251 amino acids.